Molecule: messenger RNA, 1671 nt
Organism: Lentinula edodes (shiitake mushroom)
Lineage: Eukaryota; Fungi; Basidiomycota; Agaricomycetes; Agaricales; Omphalotaceae
Exons: 6
Coding region: 267-1556 (429 amino acids)
Biological process (GO): protein phosphorylation
Molecular function (GO): protein kinase activity; ATP binding
Source: RefSeq, a predicted model, not a curated record
AGCGCUUGCCACAAGCGCUCAUGGUCUUCGUCAUUUCCGCCACUACCACCGAUAACUCGACAGAGCAGCGCGACGCGCUCAGCGCUGCAUCCGCGAUGCCUAUAUAUGGAAUAGCACUCAAGUCACGAUGUUGUACAUAACGAACAUGUAUUAAAGCAUCUUCAUCGUGGGUACUAGAUCAAAUGAAAGCCUCAUUUUAAGUAUAGCGCUUUCAACCACCUUGAGGCUUGGACCCACAUUCCAACAUUUCUGUGUAGCUCUGUCGAAUGCUGCUUGUUACAGCUACUGCUGUCUUCGCACCAGGCUUUCUCGUUGCAUCCUGGCUUCUCUUUCGAAGAUCUGCCUACUCUGAAUCAGAUACUGAAGCAAUCUCAAUUCAUUUUCUAAGGAAAAAACUCCCUCAAGAUUUAACGGAAUGGCGCACUCAUACGCGAUAUAUCACAUCUUGGAACCACUUGCGCCGCUUCCUUGCAGGGUUUGGGUACAGGCUAUGGUCUUUUGACCAUUUAAACCCUUUGAAGCCGGGAAUUCUAACACCUCCUGGGCGGCAGUAUGGUGACUCCAGUGGAUUUUUGUAUGCGAUACCCGUAUCUGCACAAGUUGAAGAAGAAGAAUUGAAAAGUGUUGGGGCUUCAGACUUGCAUUCCCCAGGUCCGGGUCCUGAUCUGGGAAUAGGCAGCUUAGCUACUCCUAGACAUAUCCUAUGGCCAGCGCGGCAUGAUCACGGAGACGUUGUAAUUCGUGUCCUUUCCGUGGGCGGAGAUGGUCUUCGUUCACUCAAAAUUUUACGUCAAGUAGCAACCGCCCCAGAAGCUUUGAUUCGUUCUAAUCAUACUCUUCCGUUAUUUCGCGAGAUUGUGUUGAAGGAUAUCAUAUUGGGCGUUUUCCCAAGGGUGACGGCUAGUUUAACGGAAGUGUUCGUUCCCAACAAAAUGCGUUUUGUCGCUGAAAUAGAUAUGAUGGAGAUCUUUACGCAGUGCCUAGAGGCUCUAGACUUUCUUCAUCAAAACCUCAUUGCUCAUCUUAACGUCACUUUUGACAACUUCCUCAUCGACUUCCCGCCCCUCUCGCAUCUUCAAAAACGUCCUCUCACGGGGAGUCCUCGGGUGUUCAUCACCAACUUUGACCGCGCCGUAUCUUUUCUUCCAAGUACGCCUGCUGCAGAAAGAUUCUGCCUCGGGGGACAUCUAUUCGCAUAUCAACCUCCUGAAGAGGAACAGGAAUCAACCAAAGACACGUUCUUAGCGCGAAAACGUGCGCUAGAAAGUGUUACCGAGAGCAAGGAACAGAGUAAAAAGAGGCCGUUAACUUCGAAGCCUCCGGAGAUUGUUGACUCUCGACAUCGGUUUUCGCCUUUUCCUGUGGACUGUUGGCAGUUUGCGUCAAGUGUUUUGACACUGGAAUCUGAGUUUACUGAAGAUGGUAGUGACAGUGGUUUCAUAUUGAUAGAACCUGUUCAUGAACUGUUCCGUACCAUGGCAUCAGACGACCCGACAUGCAGGCCUUCGGCUUUCGAUGCGCUCAUUGGUCUACAACAUAUUCUCUAUCCCAGUUGAAGUAGCUUUGAGCUAAAGCUGACUGAUAUUUUAUCUAUACUUUUAGGUAUUUUCGGACAUGACUUGUAGGUCGUUGAUAAUGUAUUUAAGAGUAAGUAAGUCACUUAUUUGUUGU